Molecule: messenger RNA, 10994 nt
Organism: Peromyscus californicus insignis
Lineage: Eukaryota; Metazoa; Chordata; Mammalia; Rodentia; Cricetidae
Gene: Rc3h1
Product: ring finger and CCCH-type domains 1
Exons: 19
Coding region: 129-3518 (1129 amino acids)
Molecular function (GO): metal ion binding
Source: RefSeq, a predicted model, not a curated record
UUUUCCAAGAUUUUGAUUCCAGUGGAAUCUUUGCUUUAGAUUGUGUGUGUGUGUGUGUGUGUGUGUGUGUGUGUGUGUGUGUGUGUGUGUAUGUGUGUGUAUGUUAGUGAAUUGUAACUCCAGAAGCAAUGCCUGUACAAGCUCCACAAUGGACGGAUUUCCUUUCCUGCCCAAUUUGCACUCAGACUUUCGACGAAACAAUUCGAAAGCCCAUCAGUUUGGGCUGUGGCCAUACUGUCUGCAAAAUGUGCCUGAAUAAACUCCACCGUAAGGCUUGCCCAUUUGACCAGACCACUAUCAAUACAGACAUUGAGCUCCUUCCUGUGAACUCAGCAUUACUGCAGCUAGUGGGUGCUCAGAUCCCUGAGCAGCAGCCCAUUACUUUGUGUAGUGGGGUUGAAGAUACAAAGCAUUAUGAGGAAGCCAAGAAAUGUGUAGAAGAAUUAGCACUGUACCUGAAACCACUCAGCAGCGCUAGAGGAGUGGGUCUGAAUAGCACUACUCAGAGUGUUCUGAGUCGCCCAAUGCAGAGGAAGCUUGUGACUCUAGUCCACUGCCAGCUAGUGGAAGAAGAAGGCAGGAUCCGUGCUAUGAGGGCUGCUCGAUCUUUAGGGGAACGCACAGUUACAGAGCUCAUUCUCCAGCACCAAAAUCCUCAGCAGCUCUCCUCUAAUCUCUGGGCAGCAGUCAGAGCUAGGGGCUGCCAGUUCCUUGGACCAGCAAUGCAGGAGGAAGCUCUGAAGCUUGUCUUGCUGGCCUUGGAGGAUGGUUCUGCGUUGUCACGGAAAGUGCUGGUUCUGUUUGUGGUGCAAAGACUGGAGCCACGUUUUCCUCAAGCCUCUAAAACUAGCAUUGGACAUGUUGUUCAGCUCCUUUACAGAGCCUCCUGCUUCAAGGUCACCAAACGUGAUGAAGACUCUUCUUUGAUGCAGCUGAAAGAAGAAUUUAGGACUUACGAAGCUCUGCGACGAGAACAUGACUCCCAGAUAGUGCAAAUUGCUAUGGAAGCAGGCUUAAGGAUUGCACCAGACCAGUGGUCUUCUUUGCUUUAUGGAGACCAGUCUCAUAAAUCUCAUAUGCAGUCCAUUAUUGACAAGUUGCAGACCCCUGCCUCUUUUGCACAGAGUGUUCAGGAGCUAACAAUUGCUCUCCAGCGGACUGGAGACCCGGCAAACUUGAACCGACUAAGACCCCACUUGGAGUUACUAGCAAACAUUGACCCUAGUCCAGAUGCUCCUCCUCCAACAUGGGAACAGCUAGAAAAUGGCCUGGUUGCUGUACGUACAGUAGUACAUGGACUGGUUGAUUAUAUUCAGAACCACAGCAAAAAAGGAGCAGACCAACAACAGCCUCCACAGCAUAGCAAAUACAAAACAUACAUGUGUCGAGACAUGAAGCAGAGAGGAGGAUGCCCUCGUGGGGCCAGCUGUACGUUUGCACACUCACAAGAAGAACUGGAAAAAUUUCGUAAAAUGAACAAACGUCUGGUUCCCAGAAGACCCCUGAGUGCCUCUUUGGGUCAACUUAAUGAGGUGGGCCUGCCUUCGGCACCUAUACUUCCUGAAGAAGGUGCAGUGGAUUUGUCCAGCAGGAAGCCGCCUGCACUACCAAAUGGAAUUGUAUCGGCAGGGAGCACGGUGACACAGCUGGUUCCCCGUGGGACAGACCCCGGCUUUGACUCUAGUCUGAAGCCAGGAAAGCUAGACCACCUGAGCAGCAGUGCUCCUGGGUCUCCCCCUGACCUGCUGGAAUCUGCCCCUAAGAGUAUUUCUGCCUUACCUGUGAAUUCACAUCCUGUACCUCCAAGGGGACCAACAGAUCUGCCUCCCAUGCCUGUCACCAAACCAAUUCAGAUGGUACCUCGAGGUUCUCAGUUAUAUCCAACACCACAAGCGGAUGUUUAUUAUCAGGACCCUCGAGGAACUGCCCCAGCAUUUGAGCCAGCACCUUAUCAUCAGGGUAUGUACUAUACUCCACCACCAUGUGUGUCCCGCUUUGUUCGACCUCCACCAUCUGCUCCUGAACCUGGUCCUCCAUACUUGGAUCAUUAUUCACCCUACCUCCAAGAUCGUGUUAUAAACUCUCAGUAUGGCACACAGCCACAACAAUACCCACCUAUGUACCCACCUCACUAUGAUGGCCGCCGUGUGUACCCUGCUCAAUCUUAUACAAGAGAGGAGAUUUUCCGGGAAAGCCCUAUACCUAUUGAGAUUCCAUCUGCAGCAGUACCAUCCUACAUGCCUGAGUCCAGAGAACGAUACCAACAGGUAGAGGGAUACUAUCCAGUGGCUCCUCAUCCAGCUCAGAUCAGACCUUCAUACCCUAGGGAGCCUCCUUAUAGUCGGCUUCCUCCUCCCCAACCUCAUCCUAGCCUGGAUGAGCUACAUCGCAGACGGAAGGAAAUAAUGGCCCAGCUUGAGGAAAGAAAGGUUAUCUCUCCACCUCCUUUUGCGCCUUCACCAACAUUGCCUCCCGCGUUCCAUCAAGAAGAAUUUUUGGAUGAAGAAUUCAAGGUAGCUGGGAAAUACAAAGCAAAUGAUUAUAGCCAAUAUUCUCCUUGGUCAUGUGAUACCAUCGGCUCCUACAUUGGAACCAAAGAUGCAAAACCCAAAGAUGUGGCAGCAGGGAGUGUGGAAAUGAUGAAUGUAGAAAGUAAAGGAAUGAGAGACCAGAGAUUGGAUCUUCAGAGAAGAGCAGUGGAAACUAGUGAUGAUGACCUCAUCCCAUUUGGAGACCGACCAACAGUAUCUCGGUUUGGUGCCAUCUCUCGAACAUCCAAAACACUGUAUCAGGGUGCUGGCCCAAUGCAGGCCAUGGCACCUCAGGGAGCACCCACAAAACCUAUUAGCAUUUCAGAUUACAGUCCAUAUGGAGCUCAUGGUGGCUGGGGAGAUUCUCCAUACUCGCCUCAUCCAAACAUACCUCCUCAGGGACACUUCAUCGAGAGGGAGAAAAUGUCCAUGGCAGAAGUGGCCAGUCAUGGAAAACCCCUUCUAUCUGCUGAAAGAGAACAGCUACGGCUAGAGUUGCAGCAGCUGAACCAUCAGAUCAGCCAGCAGACCCAGCUCCGUGGACUAGAGGCUAUUAAUAACCGACUGGUGUUACAGAGGGAGGUGAACACCCUGGCAGGCCAGCCACAGCCCCCUCCACUGCCUCCAAAAUGGCCUGGAAUGAUCUCAAGUGAGCAGCUAAGCUUGGAACUACAUCAGGUGGAGAGGGAAAUUGGCAAGAGAACCCGGGAACUGAGUAUGGAGAGCCAGUGUUCUUUGGACAUGAAAAGCAAACUGGGUACAAGUAAGCAAGCAGAGAAUGGACAGCCAGAGCCACACAACCAAGUCCCAGCUGAAGACCUUACGUUGACAUUCAGUGAUGUACCGAAUGGAUCGGCUUUGACACAAGAGAAUCUCAGCCUCCUAUCAAACCAGACCAGCUCUUUGAACCUAUCAGAAGACCCUGAGGGAGGAGGCCAUAACAAUGAUUCCCAGAGAUCAGGAGUUACUUCCAGUUCCGCUCCCUAGAACAUGGGUGCCCUGCUUCUACCUUCUGCUCCUCAUCAGCUCGUGGGACUUAGGAUAGAAGAAUGGACAACUUCUAACUUUUUCUCUGAGUGGUCAGUGAAAUCCAGGAAGAGCACCGGAGGCAAUGUGCACAACACCACUACUAAACAAACCCUGCACAUAGUUCACAUUAAUGCAUUUUUUUUAAUUUAAAGAAAAAGAAAAUUAGCAGUAUCUGCAAGCAAUUCAGAUUAAAUUUGUUUUUGUUCUGUGAAUGAACUUUAUUUUAAUAACUUUGGACGCCUUGGAUCCAGGGCUUAAAAAAAAAAAAAGAAGAUAUUAUAUAUACACUCUGUUUGAUUAAUUGUAUGAUCUUAAUGAAGUAGGUUUUUCUUGUAUUUUGGUAUUAUUACAUACCCAGUGUAUAAUUCUUUUAUCCCAGUCCUUUCCAACUCUCACAACCCUGUAAACUAAAAGCACUGUUUCCAAGAAUUCUGUGAUAUUAGAUUGGGUUAUUAGAAACUGUGCAGCAAACUAAUUUUCUUAGAGCUAUUCUUCAGCGCUCCCACACCCACACCCACCUAUUUCUGGAUCACUAGCUUCAUGACUAUUUGAGUAGGGUAGGGUUUUAGUUUCCACUUUGCAGAGAUUUCAACAGGCAGUUGAUUGUUAGAGCUACACAGUUCCAUGUUAAGAAGUCCUUGCAUUCUCUCCAUAAAAUCUGAAAGCCUGUUUGGUGUUUACAUUGCUUCAUUAAAUUUGAAUGUAGAUUACCUUAAGAAUGAACUCUAAACUGAACAUGGUGGCUCAUUCCUGUAAUCCCAGGACUCAAGAUGCUGAGGCAGGAGAAAACCAAAAUAAAAAGAAGGAAAAAAAAAAGGAGCUUCAACUCAGUAGUGAAAACAGACAAUUCCUGUUCUCCUGUGUUGAACUCACAUUGGAAAAUUGGAGCAGUGCUUAUAAAUUAAACUUCUAUUGGAACCCUAGAAUGCUCAAAAAAAAAAUCAGGACAAUGACCCAUGUUCUAAAACUUGGAGAGAUGGCUCAGCAGAGGAUCACUGGCUGUUCUCCCAGAGGACCCAGGUUCUUCCCAGCACCCACAAGGUGGCUCACAACUGCCAGUAACUCUGGUUCCAAGGGAUCUGACACUCUCUUCUGACCUUGUGGGCACCAGGCACACAUGGGUCCAUGUACAUACACAAACAUAAAAUACAUACAAUGUUAAAAUUAAACUUAACAUUUGAUAUCAACUUCAAUAAAUGGAGACACAUUAUUUCAAUGGAAUUUUUGUUUUUCCAUUCAAAAGCAAAAAAGAUUUGGCAGAUAAAAACUGAGUCUUGAAGAUAGUUUAUGUGUUGAUUACUUGUGCUGCUCAGAAUUACUAGCAUAACUAACUUGAAAUGGACUUUUAGACUUGGCUUUCUGACAUUAAAAAUGUUUAUGAAAAUGUUAUGAAAGAGUAAGGAGGGAUUUUUGCUUAGUUCUGCUGCACGUAUUCUAAUGCUACCACUGUAUGCUUAAUUUACUAAGCUCCUGUAAAAUGAGUUCAUUGGGGGACUAUUUCAUAGUCACUCUGUCCCUCUAAUUGCCUGACAUCCAGUUUCCCUUUCUAGAUAAUACUACUAAACAAGAAAGCACUGGUUAUGUAAUAAGUUACUGCAUUGCUUUGGUUGGGUAAAAGCAAAAGUUUAUAUUUUUCUUAUUUCUUAUAUUCUUACCCAUUAACUCCUGCUGAGGUCAGAGCCACCUCAGUCUAUGCUCUAUGUCUGUCAUGUUGUUAAUGGAAACAAGUGGGUGGGGGUGGGGUGGGAAGGGUAAAAUAGUCCUGCCAUUGCCUACCAGUAGGAAAUCCAAACAGAACACUCAUUUGAGUAGCGAUUAUUUAAUUUGCCCAGUCAAGGCACCGUGUUUAUAUACUAUUUCACAUUGAAUUUGAUUAUGCCCUUACAGACCUGGCUGGUCAAGGAUUUGAUAUACACAUAUUGGCUUGGGAUUCGAGCUUUCUUUUUUAUUUAAAUAAAAAUUUAUAUAUAUAUUAUAUAUAUAUAUACAUAUAUACAUGGCUAUAUCUGUAUAUAUAUUGGGUAUGUUUUAAAGAUUUCUUCGCAUGAGCGCAGCUGUUGCAAUAAAAUGACUGAUUGGGAGGUAGAAGCACUGAAUGACGGUGAGGCAUUUUUCAGUUGAUGCAUACAUUUUCCUUUUAAUUUUAAAUAUACAUUUGUACAUUUGCUUUUUUGGCCUUUUUUUUUUUUUUAAGAUAAAACAUCUCUUACAUUUAUACUUUAGAUACUUUAAAUACUCAUUAUUUAUUGAGAGAAGGAAAGAAAUGUUAUGUCUGACAGGAUUUUUAUUUUUCUGCACGUCUAUAAAAUGCCACAUUAUUGGCCUCUUGCCUUCAGUAGACAGAUUUGGACAGAUCUUAUCUCCUUUGGACAUGUCAGAUAAUUCCUAAGUCUUAGAAGCAAGUGGUUUGUUUUGGAAAUUGGAAUGACUGGGCGGGGGGGGUAUCUUCCUAUUGGUUUUGUUGGAGUUGAGAAUAAAAGUGAAUUUCCUUUGUGGUAUGUGUGAAACCCCCAACAUGCACUCUGCUGCGGUGCACUAGUAUCUCUUCAGAUGUUACUUUCAUUUAGGGAGAAAAUUGGUCUCUUAAAUGAUAGCCUAAGUUCCCCAAGCCCCAGUCUCUAUAGCCAGUGGGUGGGGUCGAAAUCGGAAGAUGCUGUGCCUAUAAUUUUGCUGUUUUAGUAAUUGGUCAUUUUCCCUUACAGUUCUUAGGUGUGUUUUGUGUGUUGGGGGGGGGGCGUUGUUUGUGCCCACUGGCAGAUUUAGGGAGUCAAUAAAACCCCCAAGACUUUGAGGAUGUUUUCUCCCUUUAACAAAUCUUGUGUUAUGAGGCAACAAUAAAUUGAAGCAUAACUUCGUGACUCUUAACUGCUGUUUUUGUCAGAAUCUGAAAAGCGUUGAUUUUUAUUUGUGUCUUUAGAGACAUUAAAAAAUGAACUCAUCAAAUUGAAAAUAGAACUUUUACAGCAGCACCACCCCUUUUUGAGACAGAGUUUUACCAUGUAGCCCAAGCUGGUUCUGAACUCAAGAUCCUUCAGUCUCCUGAGCCCUGAGAUUUCAGACAUGUGCUACCAUGCUUAGCAAUAUGUAUGUUUUUUUACUUAAAUGGUUUCUUCUGGAGAUGACUAUUUGCUUUUUACUGUAUUUAAAAGCAAGAACCAUCUAAGAUGAACAUGGACAAUUCUGGAAGGGUUAAGGAGCAUUAUACUUGUUCAGAAACAAAGCCAGUGUGUUAUUGUAGUGAAUAUAUAAAAGUACUUUGCUUCAUUCUGUUUUCAGUGAGUCUCUGGAAAAUGAUUAAAGAACUGAGAAUGAAAUAUCUGGACUCACUUUCCUAAUUAUAGUCCCAAGAUUAGUCUAAUAGCUCCCCUCACCCGGAUAACUUACAGAGUCUGAUGUGACCAAAGAGCCAUCCUUACUACUUUUCUAAUUAAACAGAACUUGUAGCAUAGGUUUCUGGUAGUAAUGUUCAAGUGACAAGACACUAUUAUUAAUAUCAAUUACAAAUAUUCAACUACUCAGAAUGUGUAAGAACUCGUUUGGUAUGGCAUUAAUGUGGGUUAUUCCCUUCUCUCAUCUUCCUUCCCUUCUGUUGUUUUUUUCUCCAUGUAUUUAUUCUUUUGCCUAAAAGCAGAAGAUUGAUGUGAUUCUUACUUGCUACUUGGAUACAUGAUCCCAUCAGACUCCCAUGAGCUUCGAUGUGGAAGCUUGAAAUUUAGUUCCUAAGUUUCCCAUGAUUAUCUUUUUUCUUUUCUUCCUGACCCCUUGCCAUUCUGCAGUUUCCCCUUGACUUACCCAAUCUGUAACAGUGACAGUUUGCUGCCUCUAAACAGAGCAUUCAAAUGAAUUCGCUUAGCCAAUGACUUCUGUGAAGUUGCCUUUUCUAAUGGCGUUAUUACUCAGUGAUGCACAGAUGUGGUAUUUGCCCUACUGGCAGGCAAGCAAAGGUCUGGUAAAGAAUGAUAACCUGCUAUUUCUUUAAGGAGCGCCAAAGACUUGUGCUUUACUCUGUUUUGGUUUUAGGGGAAAUAGUAGCCAUUUUGAUUAUGAAACCUGGUAGUAUUUGUAAGUUGAUUGUACUGCGUAGUUGUCUAAAGUUAACUGUAAGGUUAGCUGGCCUUAUAAAAUGUAAAAGUAAUGAAAAUUCAUCAGUUUCUCUAGACCAGUAAAUAUCAUCCUUGACAAUAUUUGUUUAAGCAACUCACUUUCCCUUUUGGGGAUUAUCUUGAUGUAAUAGCAUCUUCUGUGUUUCUCUGUGCUUUCACUUGUGCCUACAGGACAAUGUACUUUCACUAUGGUCAAGUCAUGGGCCUAGGGAUUUUUCCUGAGCUUGAGGCUUGUGAGACAUAAUUAACUGUAGUUAAUACCUGUUCAGCUGUGUUCAGGGACAGCUUACUUUCACUAAAUGAGAUUCGUGUGCUAUUAUUUAUAUGCACAAAUGGUGAUAGAAUGAAAUUUCACCAUAUUCUCCAUUUGGGCUUUUAAAAAUCAAGUAAAGUUCAAUAUGUAAAAUCUUGGUGUAAAAAAUCAUCUGUAAUGAUUUAUAUUUUAUUAAAAGAUAUGGCCUAAUUAGUUUUAAGGAGGAGUCAAUGACCUUGCAAAUAAACUGCAGUAUUACACACUAUUACAUUCUUGCCCUAUAAAAGGUUCAAGUGUGUUAAAAUCUUAAUUGUUAAUACAUGUUUAUAGUGUUGCAAAGGGAUCUCAUCCCCUGAAAAUAGAGCUCAGAUUAACCGACUUCACUGAGACAAUUUAGUCUCCACCAUGGAGUUGAACACAGCAGGAGUCUACUACUGUCACCAUUUUAUCUGCAUGCUUGUUUUGCAGAAACACGUCCAUGUCUCCCUUGGACACUUAAGGCUUUUAUAUUUAUUUCUUCAGCUCAGCUUUUUAAAAUUAACUGCUGAAAUGACUUGCUGGGAGUUUUUGGUAAAUUUUAAGUUCUCAUUCAGCUUUUCUGAGCCUCUUCAGAGAGAGCUGGUUUGGGGUUUUUGUUUGUUUUUUUCAAAAGGUAAAAUUUCAAAUAAAACCUUUUUGUUACUUGAAAUUUUAAGAUUCUAUUUCUGUAAUUGCUAACGGUGUUUUCCUAAAUAACAUAUUCUAAUUGAUUAGUAAUAGUAGUUACAUUAAUAAAGAAGAGGGAACUGCCAGCCUCGGAGUACCUUCUACUAGGUCUGUUCUCACUGGGCAGGUGUUCAGUGCUACACUGAAUCAAGUGGGAAAGCGCUCUGGGAACCCCACUGUGAUAAAGGGACCUCCCUUAGCACUGGGAUUGUUCUUUGAGCCUCUGGUUCCAGACACUGAAUUUCUCUGAACUUAGCCUUGAGCAAAAUAACUUUCAUUUUCAAAAGAAAGUAAGCCAAGGUGGAAAUCUUAAACCUUAAGACAAUACUGCGUCAGAAAAAAAUGUGUAUUUAGAAAAAUGAAAUCCUGUGGAGUUUGUUAUCUUGGUGUAUGUUAUUUAGUAGAUAAGAUGACUUUUUAUUUUGUAUUGAAGACUCACUUUCUGGUGACUCUUUAUUUGGUUUUGUUUUGUCUUUUAAUGCUGAGUAGACAGAUCACAAGUCUUUGGCUCCUGUGUUAGGGUGUGAGUGCACACAGAGUCAUCUGAUAACUGGAAACUGUCAGGUGGUCCCACUCCAAUGAGGGCGUGAAAGGUCGAGAAAUGGAUGCAAACAAAUACUGGGUGGAUAAUGGUCUGGGGUUUUUGUUUGUUUUCCUUUUAACAAUUGUCACUUCUAUAAUUUAUUGGUAUAGCCUGUCUGUUGGUUGGCUGGCAUUUCACAGUCAUAUCCAAACACCCCAUUGUAGUGGGAACAGGUACCCACUACACCCCAUAAAAUUUUAUUUCUCGCCGGGCGGUGGUGGCGCACGCCUUUAAUCCCAGCACUCGGGAGGCAGAGCCAGGCGGAUCUCUGUGAGUUCGAGGCCAGCCUGGAUUACCAAGUGAGUUCCAGGAAAGGCGCAAAGCUACACAGAGAAACCCUGUCUCGAAAAACCAAAAAAAAAAAAAAAAAAAAAAAAAAAAAAAAAUUUUAUUUCUCUACUGACAGGCCUUUGCUCUUCAGCUCUACAUUCCCUAUUUAGCCAAUAUAGUCCUGAGAGAUUGUCCCCCAUACGUAUUUUUGCCACUUUCCACUCUUUGUCUUCCCACCGUGUGGAUGUCAAAGAACUGAAAGAGAAAAUUGCAUUCGCUGGUCACGGGCCUCAGUAACCUACUCUAUGACUUUGCAGAGUAAUGUAGACAGUGAGCAGGUUCUGAACAGACCUUUUACCCACCUAAACGUUUUCCAGUUGUGAGGUUCUCUUGGUGUGUGCCUUCCCUUCUACCCCCGCCGCCCUUCCCUGACUUUGGUCAGUUGGUCUCUUGGCUCAUACCAGUCUCCUGAGACAUUCUGCAGUCAUUAUCACCUUUUUGGGUGGAUUUUACUUCGUUCUUUUGUUUUGUUUUUAAAAAAUGACUUUAACAUUGAUUCAUAUUUGCUUGGGAUAGAGCUUGUGUAAUUUACCAAUCGUAUUGAUUGUAUGUGAUUUUGCCCUGCAGACGUAUACUUAACAAAAGUAAUCUAAGUUAGUAAAGGAGCCCAUGAGAUUGGAGUCAGAAUAGAAAUGACUUUAUGGAUUUGCAGUUUUGGAUAGUGUGAAUUCCCAUCUCAGAAUCAGUACCACAUCAAUACCCAUUUUUAAAGGUUUUCUUACAUUCCUAUGUUUUCCCAUUGCCUCAGUUCCCUAUUCUUUGCAUGUCAUUCUCUACCCACCUGCUCAGAACUGUUUUUAAUUGAGCCUUAAAGUAACAGCUGACUUUUAAAUUAAUGAAGUUUGUGAAAUUUUAUGUUUUCCAAAUGUUUCCAAUUUAGAGAGAGCAAAGGAUGGGGUUGAAACUCACCAACCCGUGACUACUUAGCAUCUGGCCAACCUGAGAUUUUAUUUGGAGCAUUAUCUUCUGCAAGUUCUUUUUGAAUAGGGGGGAAAAAAAAGCCUUGCUUGAAAUGGAACAUUCCCUUUCGUGUUUAAUCUGUUUAAUAUUUCCAUUUCUUUUAAACAGCCUUCAAAACAAUGAGGUGGAAGAAAAGAAUAGGAGUGUGUUUAGGGCUACAGAACUCUGGGUCUGAAUGAGUACAUGUUCCACUUGUUGCAUAUUUUUGAGAAGAUUAAGGCCUUCUUUCUCAAUUUUGUAUUUGUGUGCAUGUUGUUUCUAUUAAAGAUGCCACAUUUUGUUAAAAUGCUAUUUCCUUUAUUACUUUGGGAACUGACUCAGCCUCUCAUUGCUCCUAACUAGGGUUUAAGGCUCUUGUGAGUUGCAGAUAAAAGGAUUCAUUUUAACAAAUAGAAGGAGGUGAUUCACCUUUGGAUUGUAAAUAUAUGAAAGUGUCUACAAGGUCUUUAUCUGCUUUCUGUCGGCAUUUAUAUUAAAUGAUAAUUAAUGAGGAGGAACAA